AGUCUUUUCUGCAGCAACCUCAGUUUGCAAAUAAACAGUUUUCUGAUAGUUUGCAGUGGAGCUAGGAUUUAGUAAAAGUAUAGAAAUGCCAUAUUCUGUACCUGCAAGUGGGGUUAAAUAAAUAGGUUACAUUAUAAUAAACGUUUGAUAUAAUAAUAGUUGAUAGGAGUGGAGCAGAAAGAUUUUGGGUCGCAUUUAUGGCGGAGAAUCCAAACUCUAGACCUAUAAUAACCACCGAGAGCAGCCCUUACCUGGAAUGCGGGAACUCAAGCACAGGAACCCCGUGGUACGACAAAGAGUCCGUGCUGAACCUGUCUAAAUACCUCAUCUUUGUCGAAGUUAUCUUGGGCCUGAUGGUAUGGGCACUGAUUGCAAGCACAGAGUAUUUCCGAUUUUCUCCAUUUGGAUGGGUGAUGUUUGUGACUGUCUUCUACUGGCUUCUCACCCUCUUCCUUCUCAUCAUCAAACUGGCCAGAGGACAAGUCCGACACAUUCCCUGGACGACGGUGGUUCUCAUUUUUAACUGCACUGCUGCUUUAUUGUACACAUCUGCUGCUGUUGUUGAGGCAACAUUGGUGAAUCAGGGGGUCAAGGGUCAUCAUGAUUUCAACUGUUGGGCAGCAUCGACGUUUUUUGCAUUCCUAGUAUCUCUGAGUUACGCUGGUAGUGCGUUCUUCAGUUACAAAUCCUGGCACAGAGGAGAUGAAUAAAAUGGACUGGAUUGUAGUUCUUAAUCAAAUGUUAAAAUUAUGAGGCACCCUUACAUUGUUCAGGUAUGGACUAAACUUGAAAAAAUUUAAUACUGAUGAUUGUCUUUCAUAUUAAAAAUGAAGAUAUUAAGAAAUUUGCUCUUUAUGCCUAUGUAUUUACCACCAUUCCACACAUACACAUAUUUGUCUAAUGUACAAAGGAUAUUUGGAUAUAUUUCUCAUAUUUAAUAUGGACUUUACUGAAUGGAGUUUUAUCAUAAUGCUCAUUAACUGGUUGUGAGUGAAUAGACAUUUUUCACAUGUGUGUUUUUAAUGUGCAGUUUAAUGUUGGUUCAUAUUUGCAUAAUCUAAAAGUAUGCUGAAAAACAUGAUGUUUGGAUUUCCUAUGAUUUAUGGAAGCCUUGUUAUAUUUCACAAAGCAUAAGUGCAAAUCAUUGUCAAAUUAAAGCUGUGAUUAUAUUUGUCCUUUGAAA
Messenger RNA from Carassius auratus (goldfish), 1183 nucleotides. Its product is annotated as CKLF-like MARVEL transmembrane domain-containing protein 8. Lineage: Eukaryota; Metazoa; Chordata; Actinopteri; Cypriniformes; Cyprinidae. The transcript has 4 exons. The record is from RefSeq and is a predicted model, not a curated record. Gene Ontology annotation, biological process: myelination. The coding region runs from base 198 to 710 and encodes 170 amino acids. Gene Ontology annotation, cellular component: membrane. Gene Ontology annotation, molecular function: structural constituent of myelin sheath.